Molecule: messenger RNA, 2542 nt
Organism: Ilex paraguariensis (yerba mate)
Lineage: Eukaryota; Viridiplantae; Streptophyta; Magnoliopsida; Aquifoliales; Aquifoliaceae
Source: the annotation of a GenBank genome assembly
CCCCUGCGUUUUUUCUUUAUUCCAUUUCUCAUUCAAACAAGUCCACUGUCGUAGUUAUUCCACUGUUUGGUGCAACUGAAACCAACUCUGCUUUCAUCAGUACCCAAGCAUUGAUUCCUCAGUAGUGUUUGAGUGUUAGAAACAAAUCGAGCCAUUCCAUUUACUUUGGUUAGUGCAAACUACAAAAUGGCGCGUCCUCCACAACCGGAAGAGUUUGCUCUGAAGGAGACUGCCCCAAAAAUUGCCGGGUCAGGGGUGAUCACUGGUGGUGAUAAGCUUACGUGCACAUAUGACCUCGUUGAGCAGAUGGAAUACCUUUAUGUCCGUGUUGUUAAAGCAAGGGAUUUACCGGCGAAGGACGUUACAGGUAGUUGUGAUCCAUAUGUUGAAGUGAAGCUAGGAAACUACAAGGGAGUUACUCGGCAUUUUGAAAAGAAGUCGAAUCCUGAAUGGAAUCAUGUUUUCGCUUUCUCCCAGGAUCGACUUCAAGCUUCCUUUAUUGAAGUUGUGAUAAAGGAUAAGGACGUUGUCUUAGAUGAUUUCAUUGGCAAGAUUUCUUUUGGCCUUGUUGAUGUCCCGAGACGAGUCCCACCGGAUAGCCCAUUGGCACCACAGUGGUACAGAUUGGAAGACAAAAAGGGGGAUAAGAUCAAAAAAGGAGAAAUCAUGCUUGCUGUUUGGAAAGGAACCCAAGCCGAUGAGGCAUUUCCUGAUGCAUGGCAUUCAGACGCUGCAGCAGUUAGUACUGAGGGCAUUACAAGAAUUCGAGGGAAAGUAUACAUAUCCCCAAGGCUUUGGUAUGUUAGGGUCAAUGUAAUCGAAUGUCAGGAUCUGAUUCCUAGUGAUAAGAACAAAGUCCCAGAAGUUUGUGUGAAGGUUAUACUUGGCAAUCAGGCAGUGAAAACUAAACUGUUGAAGAGUGUCAAUCCAAUGUGGAAUGAGGAUUUGGUUUUUGUUGCUGCCGAACCAUUUGAGGAGCCCCUGGUCAUAACUGUGGAGGAUAGAUCCAACAAAGAUGAGGUCUUGGGGAAGUGUGUGAUUGCAUUACCAAUUGCACACAGGAGGUUUGACAAUAAGGCUGUGCCAUCUCGGUGGCAUAAUCUCGAGAAACAUAUUCUUGCUGAAGGGGAAAAGAAGGAGAUUAAAUUUGCUAGUAGGAUUCAUCUGAGGAUCUGUUUGGAUGGAGGGUAUCAUGUAUUGGAAGAGUCUACACACUACAGUAGUGAUCUUAGGCCAACUGCAAAGCAGUUGUGGAAGUCCAGCAUUGGGCUUCUGGAGUUGGGGAUUAUUAGCGCCACUGGGUUAUCUCCAAUGAAGUCAAAAGAAGGCCGGGGAACAACAGACGCCUAUUGCGUAGCAAAAUAUGGGCCAAAAUGGGUUCGAACGAGGACAAUUAUCGACAGCUUCUCUCCAAAAUGGAACGAGCAGUACACGUGGGAGGUUUUUGAUCCAUGUACUGUGAUCACAGUAGGGGUGUUUGAUAAUGGUCACCUACAAGGAGGGGGAAACGAUUCACGAAUUGGAAAGGUGAGGAUUCGGCUAUCCACGAUUGAAACUGAACGAGUUUACACACACUCCUAUCCUCUAAUUGUCUUGCAACCUUCAGGAGUGAAGAAAAUGGGUGAAGUUCAUUUAGCUGUGAGGUUCUCAUGCUCAUCUUAUUUUAACAUGGUGAACAAGUAUUCGCAACCAUUGUUACCAAAAAUGCAUUAUGUCCAUCCAUUGUCCGUAAUUCAGCAGGAUACAUUGAGGCACCAAGCAACUCAGAUAGUGUCAAUGAGGCUUAGUCGUGCCGAACCACCAUUAAAGAAGGUGGUGGUGGAGUAUAUGCUGGACGUGGGUUCCCAUAUGUGGAGUGUGAGGAGGAGCAAAGCUAAUUUCUUCAGAGUUUUGGAUGUUUUUAGUGGUGUAAUUGCAGUAGGAAAAUGGUUUAAUCAGAUUUGCCACUGGAAAAAUCCAAUUACAACCAUUUUAAUUCACAUACUCUGCGCGAUAUUAGUCCUUUAUCCAGAAUUGAUACUGCCCACAAUAUUUCUCUACCUCUUCUUUAUUUCAAUUUGGCGCUACAGACGAAAACCAAGACACCCUCCUCACAUGGAUAUCCGGUUGUCUUAUGCUGAUGCAGUUGGUCCUGAUGAACUGGAUGAAGAGUUUGAUACAUUUCCGACUUCCAGGGGAUCGGAUAAAGUGAGGAUGAGAUAUGAUCGCCUGAGGAGUAUAGGAGGGAGGAUUCAGAUGGUGAUCGGAGACUUGGCAACUCAAGGGGAGAGGUUUCAGUCUUUGCUGAGUUGGAGAGACCCGAGGGCAUCGGCUUUAUUUGCUACAUUCUGUUUAAUUGCUGCCCUUGUGCUGUAUGUCACGCCAUUUCAAGUGGUGGCCCUGCUCGGUGGCUUUUACCUGUUGAGACAUCCUAAAUUCCGCAAUAAGCUUCCUUCGCCGCCUGCUAACUUCUUCAGGAGGUUGCCUUCAAGAACAGACUGUAUGUUAUAGGCACCAUUACAGACCUCAAUUGCUUAUUGUGCAGAAAUGGCAGCAAGCAAGA